Hippoglossus stenolepis (Pacific halibut) is the source of this 2947-nucleotide messenger RNA. RefSeq names its product eukaryotic elongation factor, selenocysteine-tRNA-specific (gene eefsec). Gene Ontology annotation, molecular function: GTP binding; GTPase activity; translation elongation factor activity. Bases 495 to 2255 code for a protein of 586 amino acids. NCBI's taxonomy places the organism in Eukaryota, Metazoa, Chordata, Actinopteri, Pleuronectiformes, Pleuronectidae. The record is from RefSeq and is a predicted model, not a curated record. The transcript has 7 exons. Gene Ontology annotation, biological process: selenocysteine incorporation.
GCUUUGAAAUGCUUUGUCGUAGUAGAAACUGCUGGAAACUUGACAGCGAGGAGAUGUCACUGAAUGAAUGAGGAGCUUAAAGACAGAUGUUUUUACUUGUCACUUAAACACUUUGCUGUUAGGUUUGAACCAGAGAGACAUUUUGACAGACACGGCUUUUCUCUUUUUCUUUUAAAACUUAUGCUAACUGCUAAAAACAAGACCCGCCUCAUCAUGCUGCCCUGGGGAUGAAGUGACGGACAACAGGGAAGGAGUUCACAUCAAAGUAAAGUCGAAUUAUUUAGUGAGCCAUACACUAGUUAAGCUAGUUAGCAUCGCUUGUUGCUUGGCGUGUUUUCUGUUUGAACUGACGGGUGCUAACGAGGGGAAAGUUAGCUGACAGCUAGCCAGCACCGCCUUCUGCUUCCGUCGGAGCUGAGUUCAAGGUCCAGGUCAGAGUUGAGGAAAAAACAUAAACACGCCAGUUCAGCUAACGGCGCGAGCCUCGGGUUAAAAUGUCAGAGUCCGGGGGCGACAGCCGCGUUAAAACGUUGAAUUUUAACGUCGGGGUGCUCGGACAUGUCGACAGCGGGAAGACGUCGCUGGCCCGGGCGCUGAGCAGCACCGCCUCCACGGCCGCCUUCGACAAGAACCCGCAGUCCCGCGAGAGGGGCAUCACGCUGGACCUCGGCUUCUCCUCCUUCACGGUGGAUCUGCCCGAUCAGCUGCGGGCCAGCGACGGACAGCAGCCGUACGACAGCCUGCAGUUCACCCUGGUGGACUGUCCGGGACACGCCUCCCUCAUCCGCACCAUCAUUGGAGGUGCCCAAAUCAUUGACCUGAUGAUGCUGGUGGUGGAUGUGGUGAAGGGGAUACAGACUCAGACGGCAGAGUGUCUCCUGAUAGGAGAGCUGACCUGCCCUCGCAUGGUGGUCGUCCUGAACAAGAUUGACCUCCUGCCACCCAACAAAAGACAGAGCGCCAUUGAGAAGAUGACCAAGAGACUGCACAAAACACUGGAGACCACAAGAUUUAAGGAAUGUCCCGUGAUUGCUGUGGCAGCAAAGCCCGGGGGCCCAGAGGCCCCUGACACAGACGAGCCACAGGGAUUGCCCCAGUUAAUAGAGCUCCUGAAGAAGCAGACGUACCUCCCUCAGAGAGACCCUGCAGGUGACCUUCUGAUGGCUGUGGACCAUUGCUUCUCCAUCCGUGGUCAGGGAACCGUCAUGACCGGCACCAUCCUGCAAGGGUCGUUGGCCAUCAACGACACUGUGGAAAUCCCAGCACUGAAGGUGACCAAGAAGAUCAAAUCGGUGCAGAUGUUUCGGAAGCCAGUGUCGGGGGCAAUGCAGGGGGAUCGUGUGGGCGUGUGUGUGACACAGUUUGACCCUAAACUGUUGGAGCGGGGUGUGGUGUGCACCCAAGGGUCCCUGCACACAUUCUAUGCAGCUGUCAUCUCUGUCAGGAAGAUAGGCUACUUCAAGGGUUCUCUUGCCACCCGUGCCAAGUUCCACAUCACCAUGGGUCACGAGACAGUCAUGGCGAAGGUUACCUUUUUUGGCCUGCCACCUGUAGUUGCCUCCGAGUCCCCAGCCGAAACUAAAGCACCUCCAUCACUGCCCUGCUCUCUUGAAACUCCUUUCACCUGUGACAGGCAGUACCUCUACCAGGAUGAGUAUGUCACAGGUCAGGGAGAGUCGAGUUCAGGACCUGACCCAGAGCAAUGGGCCUUGUUAGAGUUUGAGCGGCCUGUCACAUGUCCUUCCCUCUGCCUUGUGAUUGGCUCCAAGCUGGACAGAGACAUCAAUGCCAAUGCAUGUCGGUUAGCCUUCCAAGGCCGUCUGUUACAGGGGUUUGAAGAUAAAAGCUAUGCAGAGACUGCCCUGCCUCAUCUGCACAUCUACAAGACCAAACACAAGGAGGGACAGGUGGAGAGGGUGAGUGAUGACUACACUGUGAUUGGCCGCAACCUGUUCAAGAAGGAGACCAACCUCCAGCUCUUUGUGGGGUUGAAGGUCACACUGUCGACGGGCGAGAGCGGCGUUAUCGAGGGUGGGUUUGGACAGAGCGGGAAGUUCAAGAUUCGGAUACAAGAGGGUCUUCACCCGGAAACCAAGCAGCUGUUAUCCUCCACCUCUAAGAAGAAAGGAAAAGGUGGAAGCAAAAGUAGUCCAGGAAAUGAAGAGGAGUCCAAAGCAGAUUCUCAGCCUGUUGGCAUCCACUUACAUUUUAAACGUUAUAUCUUUGAUCCCCACAAAAAGAUGGUGCAGUCCUGAUUUCUAUUGCGAACACUUGGGCCUGACUCGGUGUCACAGUGCUGGAGACGGAGAGAAAGAGACGGCCUCAGAGGUCACGUAGAGGUGAGGGGGAUACUGGCCUCGAUACCAGGGCUGCGUAACUUUCUUCAAUUAGCCUGUUUUCUGCAGUUGGCGACAGUCUGCUGAAAUGCAAUGAUUGUGGAAUGCUGAAUGCAUUUGAAACAGUGGUUGUUUUUAUCUUCCUUUAUGGAGAUGGACUUAAUCCAGUUUGCUUCCAUCACAAGGGUGGAAGCUUCUGUACCUGAUGCUUUUGAUUUGUAUCACAAAAUCACUUUUCUUUUCCUCUUUGUUGAACGAGUCUGAAUCGAUUCCUUUCAUUAGCAGCAAACUUUUUUUUCCCCUGGAUGUUUCCAGUUUAGCUGAGUCCUAAUUGGCCUAAACACAUUUUCUGGCAUCAUAGCUUCAUUUAAAUCUAUAUCCUCAGUGCCUGCGUCACUCCAGAUCAUGUCCUGUUUCAGGUUUGGAUAUAUUGGCCACUGCUCUGUGAUUUCAGAAUGUUUCCAUAUUUCAAUGUUUUUUUCUUCUCACUUUAUUUUCUUUUAUCGUAUUUUGUAGAGCUGCAUUUUAGCCCUGAAUAGCAAUUACAUCAGCAGUUGCUUGAGUUGAAUUGAAUCCUAAUCAUUGACAAAUAAACACAGAUCUAUCCUGAA